GUACAAAGUUGAGUGAAAUGGGGAGAAUGUAUGCAUGUAUUUGAAAAUCUUGGCAAGCUUUUAAGUCUGGAUUUAAGCUUUAACUCCCUGCAGGCUCUCCCAGAUGGUAUAUUUAAAGGCCUCAUCUCUCUGGAAGAGAUGGAUCUUCACUUCAACUCACUCACAUACCUCAAAGCAGACAUUUUCCCAGAGAGUCUCAAAACAGUUGACCUCUCUUACAAUUUCCUGGCCUCUCCUGACCCAGCGACUUUCCAUUCUCUCAGCUGGAUUAACCUGUAUAGGAAUCAAUUCCACUGUGACUGCGGUCUGGAGGACUUUCUGACGUGGCUGAAAGGGACUAACGUGACUUUUCCAGACCCUGGCGUGAAUGAAUUCAGCUGUGAGUAUCCUUCAGAUCUCCAUGGCAUCAGCCUGUGGAAUUACAGCUCAGUCAUAUCGUGUGAGGAGGAUGACGAGAGGCUGGUUCAGGAGCUGAGGCUCUCGCUCUUCAUCGGCUGCACAGCGCUCAUCAUCCUGAUCAUGGUCGGAACAAUCGUUUUCGCUCGUCUCCGUGGAUUCCUCUUCAAAGUUUACAAAAAGGUGACCGCCAGGAUCCUUGAGGGCCCUAGGAGGGAUCUUUCUGCUGGUGGGCCUCGGUACGACGCUUACUUAUGCCUCAGCAACAACGACUACAAGUGGGUAGAAACCGCCCUGUUGAACAGACUAGACUCUCAGUUCGCAGAGCGAAACGUCCUCCGCUGCUGCUUCGAGGUCAGAGACUUCAUCCCAGGUGAAGAUCACCUGUUCAAUAUCAGGGACGCCAUAUGGGGGAGCAGGAAGACAGUUUGUAUCGUGUCUAAAGAGUUCCUCAAGGACGGCUGGUGCCUAGAGGCCUUUACCCUCGCUCAGAGCAGGAUGCUGGAGGAGCUCAGAGAUGUUCUCAUCAUGGUGGUUGUGGGGAAUGUCCUCCAUUACAGACUGAUGAAACAUGAAGGCAUUAGGACCUUUGCCCGGAAGAGGGAUUACCUGCAGUGGCCGGAGGACACACAGGAUAUUCAAUGGUUCUAUGAGAAGCUCAUGUCCAAGAUUCUUAAGGACAAAAAGAACACCGCCAAAGCUAACAAUGGGGAUAUCACACUUGUAAAUAUGACAGUUGGAACUUAAUGUUGUUGACUCAUUUUUCCACAGCCUGUAUGCUUAAGUGGAAAUCUUAUUUAACUGUACUGUGAAUUCGUACAUCAUUCAUUUUUAUUUUGUCUGUAUGGCAUUAAGAACUUUUACCAUGUUGAUUACAGGCAAAAUGGAGAGGGUCCUCUGUCUUUUGGCAUAGCUUGUUUUUGACCACUAGGUGGCAGUCAACCUUUAUUCACUAAUAUUGGAACUGUGAAACGUUACCUUCUGUAUAAAUCAAAUUUAAUUGGUCUCACACAUAUUUAUCAGAUGUUAUUGUGGGUGCAGCGAAAUGCUUGUAUUUUUUUGAGUUUUUUUUAUGACAGAAAUAACACCAAAAGAAAUACUGCGAAGUUGCUUUGGCGCCAGAAGCAGAGCUGCCAUGUCUGUCGGCGCCAUCUAUGAUUAUUGUGUGUUUUGCAGUGUGUACAAUGCAAAGUUCUCGUGGUUUACAUUUACACGUUGUAAUAUAACUAAUGUAAGGAUUUUGGUACUUUUAAUAAAACAUUCCAACUUCUCUACUAAA
Salvelinus namaycush (lake trout) is the source of this 1675-nucleotide messenger RNA. RefSeq names its product toll-like receptor 5. Gene Ontology annotation, biological process: toll-like receptor signaling pathway; immune response; inflammatory response. Gene Ontology annotation, cellular component: membrane. Lineage: Eukaryota; Metazoa; Chordata; Actinopteri; Salmoniformes; Salmonidae. The coding region runs from base 31 to 1143 and encodes 370 amino acids. Gene Ontology annotation, molecular function: transmembrane signaling receptor activity; protein binding. The record is from RefSeq and is a predicted model, not a curated record. The transcript has a single exon.